Messenger RNA from Aureobasidium melanogenum CBS 110374, 1599 nucleotides. RefSeq lists its product as uncharacterized. The record is from RefSeq and is a predicted model, not a curated record. Bases 1 to 1599 code for a protein of 532 amino acids. Lineage: Eukaryota; Fungi; Ascomycota; Dothideomycetes; Dothideales; Saccotheciaceae. The transcript is spliced from 2 exons.
AUGCUUUCGAGCACUCCACCACCUCAACCCAAGUUACGCGGGCAAACUUUUCCUGGUGAGCGAGAGCAAGUUUCUGGAGCGAGGAUGCGGCAGCUUUUACUCGGUGUCUCUUCCGACAAGAGACUGGUGCUUGUUUAUCCCAUGUCGCAAGACGAUUCGAUAUCUGAGGUUUAUGAGUGCAAGGCUCACAAGCCCCAGUUGUACUCAAUCAACUCUUCUGCCGGGAACGGGGAGGAUCUCGUCAACAGAUUGCCGGCCGAGCUACUUCGCAAAUGCUUCGAAUUCUCCAUCGAUGCGAGCGGGUUGUUCGACAAACACAAUAGUCGGCCAUGCCAAUGCAAGGUUGCAAGCGAUGGAUUGCCUCGACAAGACUACUCAACUGCUCAGGCUAUCAGCUUGACAUGUUCAAGGUUCUUGGCCAUAUCUCGACCAGUAUUCUAUUCUUGGAUUCGACUUGCUCCUUCGCAGUCAAGCCUCGGAUGUGAGAUAUUCGAAAUGCGUAUCUUACGUCGAUUCGUCCGGACAAUCAACACAGCUUACAGCUUGAGAAACUACAUAAUCAGCUUGAGUAUUCCGAUGAAAUCAUUCUCUCGGCUUGCAAUGGCGACCGAGACUAAUUUUGUGCGACUCCGGAAGCUGGAUCUUACCAUCACAGGUACUUGCACAGCACAGGAGUGGAACGCUUGCUAUACCAACCUUUGCGGUCUUCCUGAGCUUGUCGAGCUAUCGGUUUUACUGGGUCCGGAAGCUACCUAUGGGCUCCAAUCCUUCACUCGCAUGGUGUCAGCACUCGGUCGUUUGUCAAAACUCGUUUUGAAGGGUGUCCGCAGUAAGAAAGAUCACGGCGAUGAUACCCCCUCAAUGGAGAGAAAUUUGGUGCGUCUACCAAACACAGAUAUAAAUCGAAGAGAGCAAUGCAACAGUGGUUCUGCAUCUCUCACGCAGCUACAUCUUUGGUCUUUUCACCAUGGCAAUCCUCUUGAGUUGAGAAAAUUCCUAUCCUCAGUUUCAAACCUCGAAUGCUUCACUCUUGACAUAAUAGGCAUGUGUGGGUAUUCUCUCGACAAGCUAGUGGAAAUGGGCUGUAUUUCAUGGCGGUGGACCUUCGAAGAUUUGCAGAAAUCUCUGAGUGGACAUUACCUUACUUUGCAAGAGUUGCGUAUUCGUCAGCUUGGGCCCACGCAGGAGGGUCUCGAUCACUUUAGCAUCCACCCUUUCCAGGCUUUGCGAACAUUGCAGCUUUGUUCAUUAGGUCUACCUCCCCCGAACAAGGCUUCUGACCUGUGGCUCACUCCCUCACUAAGCGAAUUCAUGCUCGAGAGCUCUUGGAACGACAGCCAGUGCGGCAUCAUCUGGCAAAUCGGUGUAGAUGAUGUGAAAUGGUUGGCAGAAUUUGCCACGGUAGCAGCAAAGCGAAAGAGCCUAGGACUUACUGGUCUUCACACUAUUAAGCUUCUUUACGAGCCUGAGGAAGAACAAGUGAUUUGUCAUCCGGGGGCCGUUCGUGUCGAGAAUCUGAUCUCCUCUGCAAAGAUUGCCGUAGAAAGUCAUGGUUUUCGUUUUGUAUGGCAAACAGCGUUGCAGACGCUGAUGUCUUGA